UGUUUGUUUCCUCACGGACGCUUUUCAGAGCUGUACCAGCGCUGCAUGUGUUUUGUUGUGACAGGUUCAGGAGGAUACUUUCUUCUGCUGGAAAAUUAAUUCCCAGUGAGUACAACCUGUUCACUGGACAGACUCGUAACCUCCGCUACAUGAUGUCCAGCGACCGAGGCGAGUCUCCGGCGGAGGUAGUUCUGGGUUUCCUGGAGGAGGCGGAGCCCUGGCGGCUCCUGUCCCCACAGUUCCCCAGUAAAGUCGGGGGGAAGCCGGCGUGGCUCAGCCGGAGAGGCCUGCCCUCUCUGCCCGAGCUGGAGUGUGAGAGAUGCCGCCUGCCCAUGGCCUUCCUGCUGCAGGUGUACGCACCGAUCUCUGGUCAGGACCGGAGUUUCCACAGGUCGCUCCUCCUGUUCUGCUGCAAAACCCCUGAGUGCUACACACUCAACGACAGCAGCUGCAUGAAAGUUUUCAGAAGUCAGCUACCCAGGAGGAAUGAGUUCUACCCUUACAACCCUCCGCCAGAGGAGGAACCCCUCAGUGACCCGGAAUCCGACCAGAGAGUGUUGCCCGUCUCUGGGGUUAAACUGUGUUGGGUGUGUGGUUGCCCUGGCAACAAAGCUUGUUCUAGAUGUCACACUGUGACCUACUGUGGAAAAAACCACCAGAUGCUCCACUGGAAACACACACACAAGAAGGAGUGUGGCAGCCAAGAAGUGUCCCUCGUCACAACAUCUCCCUUCCUCUUCCCUGAAACUGAGCUGGUCACUGAGCCUGAGGAAGAGGAGAAAGUUGGGAAAGACGAAGACACAAAGAAGGAUGAAGGAGAAGAGGAAGGGAGCGGCACUCAAACCGAUGUAGACUGUCUGUCUUUAGCAGAGACGUUGGCAGAGACCGACCUGGAGGAGAUGGCGAUGUGUGAGACUGAAGACAUCAAAGUGUUCCAGAGGUUUAAAAAGAGGAUCGCACCAGAACCACACCAGGUGGUGCGCUACAUUCGAGGCGGUUCUCCCUUGUGGGUCUCUUCUCAACACAUCCCUUCAGAUCAGGAUAUCCCACAAUGCACCUGUGGCGCCAAGAGGACUUUCGAGUUCCAGGUGAUGCCCCAGCUGUUGAACAGUCUACAUGUGGACUCGACAGGAGCCAGUAUCGACUGGGGUACGGUGGCCGUCUACACCUGCUCCGUCAGCUGUAACCGUGACGACCAGUACUUCCCUGAGUUCAUCUGGAAGCAGGAUUUCAGCUCGGAUCCACACGCACAGAUUAAACACUCGUAACAUCUGACAGCUCAUUCUGAGCAACGAGGAGACUGGUUUCAUCACACUGGCAGUGAUGUCACUUCCCAUGUAGGGAACUGGACGUGUGCUGCAGCACUUCUUACAUUACUGAUGAUACACAGAUCAAAUGUAAAAAUGUGUGAAAUACCAGUGACCGAGUGAUCAGACUCCAGGAGAAUGUUGAACAGCAGAUAUUCACUGUCUGGCCUUGACCUAGAUUUCUGUUUUUGAGGAACAGUUAUAACCCAAACUGAGUCAUAAAUUAAUAAAAUGUAUUUCAUUAAAAGUUCAGAUAUUCAAACAGGAAUUCUGGAUCCUGGUUCUAGUUCUAAACAUUUUCUUAAAUAAACAAUUUCUGGUUGUAAAGAACAGUGUCAGUGGUGUUUCGGCCCUAUGUGAUUAUCAGUGUAUGUUCAUCUUGGCUACAUAUUAAAACAGAUCAGUGAAGUGGAGCUGAUAAAAAGAAAUGAACUUGUGCCUUAUCACAGAUUUUAAUUUAGUCCCUUCAUCUGAUUUUCUGUAUUUUUCAGUGCUUCAGUGACAAAUAUUGAAAAUAAACCAUAGCCUAAGACAUGAGGCAUUUUGUCAACUCA
This is a messenger RNA of Hippoglossus stenolepis (Pacific halibut), 1861 nucleotides long. RefSeq names its product programmed cell death 2 (gene pdcd2). The transcript is spliced from 8 exons. Lineage: Eukaryota; Metazoa; Chordata; Actinopteri; Pleuronectiformes; Pleuronectidae. The record is from RefSeq and is a predicted model, not a curated record. The coding region runs from base 150 to 1268 and encodes 372 amino acids. Gene Ontology annotation, cellular component: nucleus; cytoplasm.